Lytechinus variegatus (green sea urchin) is the source of this 1988-nucleotide messenger RNA. RefSeq names its product kinetochore protein Nuf2-like (gene nuf2). The coding region runs from base 122 to 1450 and encodes 442 amino acids. The record is from RefSeq and is a predicted model, not a curated record. Gene Ontology annotation, biological process: kinetochore organization; attachment of mitotic spindle microtubules to kinetochore; mitotic spindle organization. The transcript has 12 exons. NCBI's taxonomy places the organism in Eukaryota, Metazoa, Echinodermata, Echinoidea, Temnopleuroida, Toxopneustidae. Gene Ontology annotation, cellular component: Ndc80 complex; kinetochore. Gene Ontology annotation, molecular function: protein-containing complex binding.
UGCGCAUGCGCAUUGAAAGCAAAACCUAUGCUUAAUUCGCGGUACGAAUUUGAAUUUGGAUUUGGAGUAAAUACUGAUUGAUAGUCGAUUUCUAUUAUAACGUGAGUUGUACUAAGAAAAGAUGGCAGCCUACAGCUUCCCUCUGCUGUCGUCAGCUGAUUUAGCUUCAGUUCUUCAUGAGGUCCUUGGAGAGACAUUUUCAGAAGAGGAUUUUAAGAACCCUCAGAGCACCAAGAUCCAGAAGCUGUAUGCCACAUUCCUGCAGAGACUCAUCAAUACUCCUAUGGAUAAGAUUAACCAGCCCCAGUGGGAGGCUUCACAGUCAGCCUUACAUCCUGAACUGUACACAGACACCUUCCCACUCAUGAACCUCACACUGGCCAUGCAACGGUUCAUGGUCGGAAGCAUGGUGAAGGAUUUCAAAAUGAAGGAUAUUUUACACCCAAAGCCCAAGCGUACCCGUCGCUUUCUCAGUGCCAUUGUUAACUUCUGGCGGUUUAGUGUUGAAAGGGAAGAUGUUUAUUACAACAUUUGUCAAGAAAUUCAAGGAUCUUUGGCUGAGAGGAGUGCAUGUCAAGAGAGGACCUCACAGAUAAAAGAAAAAAUCAAUCUUAUUAGAAUGAACAGAGCUGAAGAGGAGGAGCAUGCAAAACAGUUGCAAGACAAGAUUGAUGACUUGGACAGUAAGAUGAUGGCACAGCAGCAGGAUCAAGCAGGACUACAGAGAGAUAUCUCAAGGCUAAGGGCUACUGUGGCUGAGAAAGCAGCCUUAGCGGACAAGCGUAAGCUGUCUAGCCUGAACAAGAAGGAUACUGUGAGCAAGAUGCAAGCUCAGGUAGUUCAGUCCCCAGAGCGGAUGAAAGCUGACAUAUCACGUAUGCAUUCCACCUUAGCCUCGCGUAAGGAGACCAAGAAGGAGAAGGGACACAGAGUGCAGGAGCUACGGGGUCAGAAUGAGAAUUGCCAGCUGCUACUCCAGUCCAGCGAUCAAGGGGAUGCGAUGAUUACAGCUAUCAACACAGAGCUGGAAAAACAGAGGGAAGGUCAGGCUGCAUUAGAAGGUGUGAGAGAUCAGAUUCAGGUGGAGAAGGAUCAACUGAGAGACUCUACAGCCCAGGAGGGCCAUCUCAACAGACAGAGGGAAUCAAAGCAAGAGAAACUAGUCAAGCUACAGCUACAGCACCAACACACCAUCACAGCACUGCAGGAGAAUGUACAGAGGGAACAAAGGGAGAUGGAAGACUGCUUCAAGAAACAGGAGAAAAAACUUGGUCACAUUCAGGUCCUCAAUGAACAGAAAAACGCCAUCAAGAAAAAGAUGAAUGACGAGGAGAAUAGCCAUGAAGAACAGAUGAGGAAAAAGAAGGAUAACUAUGAACACCUCCUUGUAGCUUUGGACUCGUACCACAAAGAUCUCUCUAUUAGCUGGGAGCAAGCGGAUCCAAGAUAAACCUGGCAGUCAAUGGAACGAUCAAAACCUAAUCUUAUUGUAAAAUGUCACAUGGUGUCUAUUGAAGCCUAAUCAUGAUAGAAUUGUAUAGAAAUUACACAAGGUUGUGUAGCCCCAUGAAGACUCAUGUAAAGUUUGACACCAAAUUGAUUAAUUUUAUAUUAUUAUACACGUAGAUGUUUUUCAUUCCAUGUAUAUAUUGUAAAUAGGUCAUUUAAACAAAUUUGUUUUAUACAGGAAUGCCACUUUUCAGACUAAAAUCUGAAUUCAGACAUUUUAACAUAUUUUCGGGCGUAGAAAAUGCCUUUUUCAUACUAGAAGGGGGUCAUUCUAGAUGAUUUUUCAGUCUUUAUUUAUCAAACCUUAUAGUGGCAUCAUUCUAUCUAAUCCCAACAACAUCAAUGAUGCAAAUUAAAAAUUAUGAUUAAACUCACAUAUAUAAUCAACAUUUUAGACAAAAUUAAAGUCAAUGGGGCAUCAGCUUUUAUGGGGAGAUUGACACCAUUUGGAUAUAGAUCACACAUUGUUGAUCAAGAUU